Messenger RNA from Daldinia caldariorum, 4328 nucleotides. Its product is annotated as glycosyltransferase family 2 protein. The record is from RefSeq and is a predicted model, not a curated record. The transcript has 2 exons. Gene Ontology annotation, molecular function: chitin synthase activity. Lineage: Eukaryota; Fungi; Ascomycota; Sordariomycetes; Xylariales; Hypoxylaceae. Bases 97 to 3753 code for a protein of 1218 amino acids. Gene Ontology annotation, cellular component: cell periphery; cell septum.
UUUAUUUUUUACCAGCGAAACUUGUUCAUAUAUAAUCGCACAAUACCUAUGAAUUAACUUUUCAUUAUUCAAUAGCUCAAUAGCUCACUUUGAAUCAUGUCGCUCCCUGAGCGGCCGGGGCCGGCGAGUCCCUCGUAUGAGCAUCGGAGUUCCUAUCGGCAAUCGUCAAGACGCGCUCGUCCUUCCGACAUCGAAACCGGGUACUAUCCUGUCCCCGGACGAGGACAGUCCUCUCACCAACGUGCGCCAUCAGGAAACUCUUUCGCUGAGACAAUUCAGAAUCCUAACGGAACCACAGACAGAUCACCGCUUUCGCCAACUUCUCCAGAUCACGUCCCCAGCGGUGUGCCGACCCGCAAGAGGAGCCUUAUAAGACCCGAAAGAAACAGAAUCGACAGGGACCAUCCGAACUACUACUAUCGACAGCAUGCUGCGAAUAUGGAUACGCACCCUUCUUCCACUGGACACGACCCUCUCUACGAGGAUCUAGAAGAUAGGACGGAUAUAUCUGGCGACCGGACUAUUGAUGCCACUUCGGACAGUUCCCCUCCCAGACGAAAACCUAGUGGAGAAAGCGAAAAACAUAAGCCCCGAGUAUCACAACGAAAACGGCAUUCGUCAGGACACAAAAUUUCCAAACCUUCUAAGGACAACAAACGUCGAAAAUCGCAAGAGACUGUUAGCCCUCCGAGUGUUUGGAACGUUUAUUGCGCUAUUGUUACCUUUUGGUGUCCGGACUUUAUCUUGGGAUGUUGCGGGUUUACCGCGAAGGCGCAGAAAAGAGCUUGGAGGGAAAAGAUGGGCCUCAUUAGUCUUAUUCUGUACAUGAUGGCUUUCGUUGGUUACUUGACUUUCGGCUUCCAGCAAACCGUCUGCGCCACGCCCGGUGUACGUCUUCAUAUCAACGAUGUUUCUACCGAGUACAUGAUAUUCCACGGUGUCGCCUAUAAUCUAUCGGGGUCUGGUCAUCCACCUGCAGAUGGUAUUCCACUUCGCCAGGAUGGUUCAUUUCCCAACGUUUUAUGGGAUUUGCCUACCAAAUAUGGCGCCAUGGAUGGCAGCUUUCUCUUCCAGAACGUUAACGGUAAAUGCAAGGGCCUUAUUACAUUGGCAGACAACUCGGACGUUCCACAUGACAAUAACGAUCCGGACGAGCUUGCUUGGUACUUCCCGUGUACGGCCAUUAACCAGGAUGGAUCCUCGAAGCCUAAUUUUACCCGGCCGUACGACAACCCCGGUUACGCAUGCCAUACCACCGCGAAAGCCAGAGACACGUUCUAUCUUCAGCUUCGCAGCACCGGUGACGUAUUCUUUACUUGGGACGAUAUAAAGAACAGCUCGCGCAACUUGGUUGUUUACUCCGGUAACGUCCUGGACCUAGACCUUCUCAACUGGUUUAAUGAAGAUGAAGUCAAGAUUCCGGACCGGUUUAAGGAGUUGCGCGACAAGAACUCGGCUGCCAAUAAAGCAAUUCGUGGGCGCGAUAUCACCCGAGCAUUCCAGAGACCCGCCGACAAACAGGUAGCUGGUUGUCUUGAAGAGAUUGUAAAGGUCGGGUCUGUGGAUACAGAUACAGUUGGAUGCAUCGCGUCCCAGGUUGUCCUUUACGUGUCUCUAAUUUUGAUUUUGUCCGUCGUUAUAACAAGGUUCUGUCUAGCGUUGAUAUUCCAGUGGUUUAUCAGUCGCAAGUACGCUGCUGCUAAAACCUCGCAAACCGCCGAUAAGAAAAAGCGGAAUCGACAAAUCGAGGAUUGGACUGAGGAUAUCUACCGAGCACCCCCACGCAUGCCCGGUGAUGUGGGUAGUAGCUAUAUGGGGUCUGACAGAACUAGUAAACGGGCCAGCACUUUCCUACCGACGACAUCUCGAUUCUCGGCCGUUUACGGUAGUGACAGGAAUCCGAGAAGGCCACAACCGACCACUAUGGCAAGCCAAGCGUCAACUGGUCCUCUACUCCACCCUAAUUCUAUGUACAAACAAGGCAACGAUAGUAGAACAAGCAUGCUCCGUUCUGACCCCUACGGCAGUACAGCUAGCCCAAUGGAUGGUUACGGUCCUGCUGGUUUCAUACACGAAGCGGUUGUGCCUCAGCCGCCUUCCGAUUACCAGCCAUUUGGCUUCCCCUUGAUCCACUCCAUCUGCCUUGUUACGGCCUAUUCCGAGGGCGAAAUGGGUAUCAGGACUACGCUAGACUCAAUUGCCAUGACGGAUUAUCCAAACAGCCACAAAGUUAUCCUCGUUAUUUGCGACGGUAUGAUCAAGGGUAAAGGCGAGAGUAUGACGACACCCGAGUUUGUCCUUGGCAUGAUGAAGGACCACACUGUACCCGUCGAGGAAGUCCAGGGGUUCUCGUACGUAGCCGUGGCUAGUGGUUCUAAGCGGCACAACAUGGCCAAGGUCUACGCUGGGUUCUACGACUACGGUGCUAACUCCGCCAUUCCGGUAGACAAACAGCAAAGGGUUCCCAUGAUGCUAGUGGUAAAGUGCGGUACACCUGACGAGGCAACCAAUGCCAAACCCGGUAACCGAGGCAAGCGUGACAGUCAAAUUAUUUUGAUGUCGUUCUUACAGAAGGUUAUGUUCGACGAGCGCAUGACGGAACUCGAAUUCGAGAUGUUCAAUGGACUUUGGAAAGUAACGGGUAUUUCCCCAGAUUAUUACGAAGCGGUACUCAUGGUGGAUGCAGAUACCAAGGUGUUUCCUGACAGUCUCACUCAUAUGCUCUGUGCCAUGGUUCGCGAUCCGGAUAUCAUGGGACUCUGCGGCGAGACCAAGAUUGCCAACAAGAGACAAAGUUGGGUAUCUGCCAUUCAAGUCUUCGAAUACUUCAUCUCCCAUCACCUGUCCAAGUCCUUCGAGUCCGUCUUCGGUGGUGUUACCUGUCUUCCCGGUUGUUUCUGCAUGUAUCGUAUCAAGGCCCCCAAGGGCGCGCAGAAUUAUUGGGUUCCCAUCCUCGCUAAUCCAGACGUCGUCGAGCACUAUUCGGAAAACGUCGUUGAUACCCUGCACCGAAAGAAUCUCUUGCUUCUUGGAGAGGAUCGAUACUUGACUACUCUCAUGCUUCGAACUUUCCCCAAGCGUAAGCAAGUCUUCGUCCCUCAGGCCGUCUGCAAAACCACCGUUCCCGACGAAUUCUUCGUUUUACUAUCGCAAAGACGAAGAUGGAUUAACUCCACGAUCCACAACUUGAUGGAACUGGUCCUCGUUAAGGAUCUCUGUGGCACAUUCUGCUUCAGUAUGCAAUUUGUCGUUUUCAUUGAGUUGGUGGGCACUUUGGUGCUUCCGGCCGCUAUCGCUUUCACCUUCUAUGUCGUUAUUUCCUCUAUUAUUGGCCCAGUACAAGUCAUCCCACUAAUACUUCUUGGUUUGAUUCUUGGUCUUCCGGCCGCUCUCAUCGUCGUUACAGCCCAUUCGUGGUCAUACGUUGUAUGGAUGAUUAUCUAUCUCUUAUCACUACCAAUUUGGAACUUCGUACUCCCAACCUACGCGUUUUGGAAGUUUGACGACUUUUCAUGGGGUGAUACUCGAAAGACUGCGGGAGAGAAAACAAAGAAGGCCGGUAUCGAAUACGAAGGCGAAUUUGAUAGCAGCAAGAUUACUAUGAAACGGUGGGCCGAGUUCGAGCGGGAACGACGACUCAGGGACAAUUACUGGGGUUCGAGGGAGAACGUAGCCGGCGGUGCUUGGCCUCCUUCGGGCCCUAACGCACCGUACCACCACCCUUAUGACGACCAGUACUAUUCAGACGCAUGAGCAAGGGGGCGGGGCAGAGUCACGUAUUGAGUGUUACGAAGUUAUUCAUUUACUAUAUAUUAGGUAGGAAUGGGUGUCGUUAUGGGAAGACUCGGGUAGCGGUCGUCUUUCUGAAGUUGUAGAUCCUAUAAAGCAAGAUUCAAGAACAUGGAUUGAGAUAUAUGUAUAGAGAACCCGAGGAGAGCUUUAAGGCAUGCGUUAGCUUUUUUUUUGUACAUAAACGUAGCUCGCUAGGUUUCCAUGCCGCAAAACUAAUAUGACAGUAUACUUCAUAAUCAUACUUUAGGCCCUUUAGCAAGAAUGCUCUUUUUUGUUGUUUCCGUUUCUUUCGGUAUAUGUACACGUCUGACGAUCUCUGACUAGGUAGGUAUAUCCUACGCUACGAUCCCAUAGGCAAAUCGCUGUCGCACAGGGCGAUUACGGUAGUAACUAGUUCUGGGACCGGAAGCUAAGCUCGUAUCACGGUUAGGCAGCUAGAGGAGGAGGAGGAUCUUCGUUCGAUGCUUGGUCUAGAGCUGUGCGAGAAGAUCUCACGCGCGCGUGUUACGGCGUGGAAAUCGUCAUGUAACAAGGCU